ACUCUCACGGACGUGUUUUUUACAGCGGAUCGAAAAUAAAUUACUGCAAAGCUAAAUCACAAACGCUGGGGAUCGGCGAGCUCGAAAUCGAAUCAGUGCACCGCCGACCGACGGACUAUAACUGCGCGCAAGCUAACCGUAGGUUAAGUUAACGCUCCGCGCUGCAACCACUGCAGUUGCAUAACCGUUGCCGAAAAUCACAAAAGUCGGAGAAUCGCGGUCAGGCGAAAGCCCCAAAAGUUCAAAGGACAAUAGAAAGUGGCAAGACGAAGAGGAGAGCGUGCUAAGAGCCCCUCCCCCAGGGGCCCCGUACCCCCCUCCGCCCACAAAGUGCCUUAACAAUACAGUGCGUUUGCCAAGUUAACCAAGUGCGCGUCCAAGUAGCUACCAACCGCCCAUUUCGGUGGAGCUUAUUCCGGAACUGGGAAGACAACGAAGAUGGCCCAGAACACGGCCGACACCCUCAUCCACCUGAUCGCCGGCGGAUCCGCUGGCACAGUGGGUGCCGUGGUCACAUGCCCCCUGGAGGUGGUGAAGACGCGCCUGCAGAGCUCCACGGCGUUCAUGACGCCGUCGCGGCUGGCGGAGAAUGCCGGAGGACCGGCGAACGGUGGCCAAUCGGAGCUGCUGCGGCCGGAACAACGACGUAAGCUAAGCACAACGAUAUUACGUAACAGAUCACAGCCACAGGUGAUUGGGGGUGUGCGUAGGAUCAUGGCCAUUUCACACUGCGGCAUCUCAUCCACAACGCCCAAAUCCAUGAGCAUCGUGCAGUGCCUGCGGCACAUUGUCCAGAACGAGGGUCCACGCGCCCUGUUCAAGGGUCUGGGUCCGAAUCUCGUGGGCGUGGCCCCAUCCCGUGCCAUUUACUUCUGCACCUACUCGCAAACCAAAAACACGCUCAACAGUCUGGGCUUUGUUGAACGUGACUCGCCACUGGUGCACAUCAUGAGCGCCGCGAGUGCCGGAUUCGUCUCCUCCACGGCCACAAAUCCCAUUUGGUUUGUGAAGACGCGGAUGCAGCUGGACUACAACUCCAAGGUGCAGAUGACCGUGAGGCAGUGCAUCGAGAGGGUCUACGCCCAGGGAGGCGUGGCGGCCUUCUACAAGGGCAUCACGGCCAGCUACUUCGGAAUCUGCGAGACCAUGGUGCACUUUGUCAUCUACGAGUUUAUCAAGUCCAAGUUGCUGGAGCAGCGGAAUCAGCGGCAUACGGACACCAAGGGAUCCCGCGACUUCCUGGAGUUCAUGAUGGCUGGCGCCGUUUCCAAAACCAUCGCCUCCUGCAUCGCCUACCCCCACGAAGUGGCUCGCACUCGUCUGCGGGAGGAGGGCAACAAGUACAACUCCUUCUGGCAGACCCUGCACACCGUUUGGAAGGAGGAGGGCAGAGCAGGACUCUACAGAGGCUUGGCCACGCAGCUGGUGCGACAGAUCCCCAACACGGCGAUCAUGAUGGCCACCUACGAGGCGGUCGUCUACGUGCUCACGCGGCGCUUCAACAACAAAUCGAACGAGUUCUACGACUUUUAGAUGCCUUUCGAAGGACUGGAGGAGGAACCCAAUCUGUGCAUAUGUAGACGCGACUGCUGCAACUUUGUGUAAUUUUACCCCUCGUUUUUAGACGAUCCAAACCAACGAGCGCAAAUUCUUAGUUAACUAGCUUCUAAGUCAGAUAUGAAACGAACUCGAUAGACUUAAGACGUUAGACGUUGAACGUUGGCCAACCAAUCGAAAAAAAACAAACAAACAAAGAAACAAAAAACCAAUAAUGGGAAACACGCACCAGGAUCGAAGUGCACCAUCCAAACCCUAGACCCACUUGCUGCAUGCUACGGAAGGAUCUGGAAUGACACCGCAGGGGAAACGUUAUCAAAA
Molecule: messenger RNA, 1878 nt
Organism: Drosophila mauritiana
Lineage: Eukaryota; Metazoa; Arthropoda; Insecta; Diptera; Drosophilidae
Gene: Rim2
Product: mitochondrial carrier protein Rim2
Exons: 7
Coding region: 439-1533 (364 amino acids)
Biological process (GO): pyrimidine nucleotide import into mitochondrion; mitochondrial transport
Cellular component (GO): mitochondrial membrane; mitochondrion
Molecular function (GO): pyrimidine nucleotide transmembrane transporter activity
Source: RefSeq, a predicted model, not a curated record